Messenger RNA from Medioppia subpectinata, 2699 nucleotides. The record is from the annotation of a GenBank genome assembly. NCBI's taxonomy places the organism in Eukaryota, Metazoa, Arthropoda, Arachnida, Sarcoptiformes, Oppiidae.
GCAUUAUUAGAUCACUACAGCCCAUAGCGAUGGGCUUUUUUGUCAAAUUUUUAGAGGAUUAUAGAAACACAGGAAUGACUGACCAAAAAGUAUUACAAAAUUUCUAUAUCAUGUCCGCAAUGAUACUACUAUUGGGCAUUAUAUACAUACUCUUAUAUCACCCGUACUUUUUCAAAAUGACCCGAAAGGGUAUGCAAUUGAGGAUAGCGUGUUGUAAUCUAAUAUAUAGAAAGGCGCUUCGGCUGAGUCACAAAGCGCUCGGCAAGACUACAGUCGGCCAAAUGGUUAACUUGAUCUCCAACGACGUGAACCGAUUCGACAACUCAUUGAUAUUCAUACCAUUCAUACUGACGGGUCCUUUCCAGACGGCCAUCACAAUCGCCUACCUCUACAACGUUACUAAUCUGGGCCUUCAGUGGUCGGUGUUUGUCGGGUCGUCGGUGCUGUUGGUGUACCUGCCCUUCCAGAUGUAUAUGGGACGGCUGUUCUCCAUGUUGAGGGGCAAAACAGCUAUACUGACCGACGAGCGGAUCCGUUUGAUGAACGAGAUAAUACCGUCGAUGCGUGUGAUUAAGAUGUACACCUGGGAGAAGCCGUUCGCCAAAAUGGUGGAGAUCGCCCGCCGUAAGGAAGUGGCCAAAAUCAAAAUCACCUCGCUACUUAGAGGCGUCAAUAUGGCCCUGUUCUUCGUGUCGGCCAAGAUUAUCAUCUUCCUAUGUCUGGUGGCGUUUGUGCUCAAUGGCGGCACAAUCACCGCUCAGAUAGUGUUUGUGGCCAUUUCUCUGUUCAACAAUUUGCGCCAAAGUCUGACCCUAUUCUUCCCGUACGGCAUAUCCCAGGGCUCGGAAGCGCUCAUCUCUAUUCGACGCAUACAAGAGCACUCGGAAUCCACGCUUAACGACAUUACGUUUAGCUUAACGCCCGGCGAACUCAUUGUGAUCGUCGGUUCUGUCGGUUCGGGCAAGAGUUCAAUACUACUGAGCGUAUUGUCCGAAAUACCCAUCACAUCGGGUAAAUUGAAAGUACGGGGUAAAGUGGCCUACGCCAGCCAACAGGCCUGGUCUUUCGCCGGCACUGUUAAGGAGAACGUCCUCUUCGGCAGUAUCUAUGAUGAAGAGAAAUACCGUCGAGUGCUUCACGUUUGCGCUCUCGAAAAGGAUAUGCAAUUAUUUCCAAACGGCGAUCAGACAAUUGUGGGCGAAAGGGGUGUCUCAUUAAGCGGUGGCCAAAAGGCUCGCAUCAAUUUGGCCCGAGCUCUGUAUUGUGACGCCGAUAUUUACUUACUGGACGACCCGCUCAGUGCCGUGGAUGCGGCCGUCUCUAAACACAUCUUCGAGAAGUGCAUUCGCGGCUAUCUUAAGGACAAAGUGGUACUUCUGGUCACACAUCAGCUGCAGUUCAUACGAAACGCCCACAAAAUACUGGUGCUGAAGGACGGCCGCACGCAAGCGCUCGGCAAUUAUCCGCAAUUAGUGAACGCCGGCAUUGAUUUCAUCAAAAUCGGCGACGAAAAGGACGAGAAGAAAGAGGGCGCAGGCGGUGGCGAUCAACUGGUCCGCACCGGAUCUGUGAAAGGCGAGCGCUCUGGCCAUCGCCGCGCUUCCUCUGUGUCGGUCCACUCGGCCGAAGACGAAGAGCUCCAGAACUACAUUGAGGGUGAAAAGGCUCAGAUACAACGGGGCGAACAACAGCGCAUGGGUUCCGUCAAAGCCGCUGUCUAUUGGCUGUACGUGCGCUCCGGCGGCGGUUUCUUCCUCCUCACCAUUCUUGUCAUAUCCAAUAUAUUGACACAAUUGCUGUUCAAUGGCAGCGAUUACUUCCUCACCCUCUGGACGGACAGCGAACAGGGUCUCUACCAGUUCACGUGGGUUAAAAACUUGGACCGAGAUCAGUUUAUCAUCAUAUUCGCCGCACUGGUCGCCGCACUCUUCUGCCUAUCGCUGGUGCGGACGACUGUCUUCUUCACGGUAUGCAUGCGAUCGUCGAUAACAUUACACAACCGGCUGUUCGAGAGUGUGAUUCGGGCGCCGAUUUACUUCUUCGACAACAACCCGAUCGGUGUCCUAUUGAACCGAUGCUCGCGCGAUAUGGGCCUCAUCGACGAUAUGGUCCCCUCCACCGCCUUCGACGCCGUCGAGAUCUUUGUCCAACUGUUGGGCGUAAUCAUAAUGAACGGCAUAUUAGCGCCCAUAAUACUGGCGCCGACAGCCGUACUCAUCGUAUUCUUCUACUUCUUGCGCCGAUACUACAUAACCAGCGCCCGGAGUGUGAAACGUCUGGAGGGUAUCACCAGAAGUCCUGUCUUCUCCCACCUGUCCAACACUCUGUACGGCUUGUCGACUGUCCGGGCGUUUGGCGCUCAGCAGACUUUCGAGAAGAAGUUUGAUCAAUACCAGGACAGUCACACCGCCUCCUGGUUUCUGUUCAUAUCGGCCACGCGUUGGUUCGGUAUUGUACUCGACUGGUUGUGUUGGAUAUACCUGAUGGCCGUCACCCUCUAUAUGACUUUCCAGUACGACAAUCUGGGGAUGAGUCCCAGCGUUAUCGGUCUAACGGUGUCGUCGGCCAUAUCGCUGAGCGGUAUGUUUCAGUGGGGAGUGAGACAGUCGGCCGAACUCGAGAGCCAAAUGACUUCCGUGGAAAGGGUGGACGAGUACAGCCACCUGACGCCGGAGCCCAACCUCGAGUCGAUGCCCGAU